AGACGUAGAUAAUCUUGAAAGACUGAAGGAACAUGAAACUCUAGAAAGUUAAGCUUGAUUAGAACAGUUUUUAUCACAAGAAUGUUUAUUACUAUAUUAUUAUUACUCAUUUCUGUGGUAUAUUUGGCGUGUCAUUGUUACGUGCACAAUGGACUAAAUGGACGAAUAUUCCAUAAAAUACCAGGACCAUCAGGUUAUCCAAUUAUUGGUAACAUACUUUUACUGCUGCGUUCACGAGAGGAGCUCUGGAAAGUUUUAAUUACUCUUCCUAAUCAAUAUUAUCCUAUUUAUAAACUAUGGGCCUUCUCUUUUUUUAUUAUAUCCAUUCGACAUCCUGAUGACUUGGAGAUAAUGCUAAGCAGUACAAAAUACAUCGAUAAAGGUAUAGUUUAUGAUAUAUUACAUCCUUGGUUAGGCACGGGUCUUCUUACCAGUGAAGGCUCCAAGUGGCAUUCACGGCGUAAGAUAUUAACUCCCACAUUCCACUUCAAUUUAUUACAGCAAUUUGUCGAAAUUUUAGUCGAGAAGGGCGAAAAUAUGACAAGAUCUUUGAAAAAUGCGGAAGAUAUUGUUACAAAAGAUUUAGUACCGUUUAUUAGUGAACAUACAUUGAACGCAAUAUGUGAAACUGCUAUGGGUACUUCUCUGCAAGGAAUGGGUACAUUUCAACAACAGUAUCGAAAAGCGAUUCACAGAAUGGGGGAACUUUUUAUUCAUAGAUUAUUUAGGCCGUGGUUGCAUGUCAACUGGAUAUACUCAUUAACGCCAAAAGGUAGAGAACAAAAAGAGAUCCUAAAGAUAUUGCACGGAUUUACUGAAAAGAUUAUUGCAGAAAGAAAAAAUUAUCAUAAAUGCACCGGUGGACAAUAUUUGAGAAAUUUUGAUAAAGAAACAAUGGCAGAUGAUAAAGAAACUACUAUAAUUAAAAAAAAACGGCUCGCAAUAUUGGAUCUUUUAAUAUUGGCUUCUCAAGAAGGUCUUUUAACUGAUUUAGAUAUUAGAGAGGAAAUCGAUACUUUUACAUUUGAGGGUCAUGAUACUACAUCAAUGGGUAUAUGUUUUACGUUAUGUCUAUUGGCCGAACAUAAAGAUAUUCAGGAUUGUGUUCGAGAAGAGGUUGAUACUAUUAUGAAAGAGAAUGAAGGGAAUCUAACCAUGAAGUCGCUACAAGAUCUUCAAUAUUUGGAAAGAUGUAUAAAAGAAGCGUUGCGUAUAUAUCCAAGUGUUUUCUUUAUAUCUCGAGUUAAUUCAGAAGAGGUACAAUUAAAGUCAUAUAUAAUACCUGCCAGAACAAUAAUACAUCUGAAUAUAUUAGGAGUUCAUAGAGAUCCCAAUUUUUGGCCAAAUCCAGAAAUAUUUGAUCCAGAUCGAUUUUUACCUGAUAACAUUAAAAAUCGUCAUCCUUACUCAUAUAUACCAUUCAGUGCUGGACCGCGUAAUUGUAUCGGUCAACGAUUUGCUCUAUUGGAGAUGAAGGCAAUGAUAGCCCCUUUGAUUCAUAAUUUCUACGUAGAACCAAUGGAAUAUUUAAAAGAUCUUCGAACGGGAGCUGAUUUGGUGUUUCGCCCUUUAAAUCCGCAUCGUUUAAAGUUUAUCCCAAUCAUUAAAGAAUGCAUAUAAGCAUUUAAAGACAAUUUAAAUUUUGACAAACAACAAACCAUUAAUCAUCCAGCAUGUUGUUCAUUAUGUUUAGCCGUAUAUAAGCUCUCGAUUAUUAUAUCGAAGUCAUAUAUCACUCCAGAUUGUUCUCAUUACUAAGUAACUCAAUAAAGGUCGCGAUUAUCUAAAUUCACCUUUUUAAAUGUUUUUCACAGAGUCAAUUUUUAUUUUUAUUUGAAAUCAAUUAACAUUUACAAAAAUCGUUUCCAUAUAAAGCGUAUUUUUUCUGGGAAAACCGGAGUACGAAAGGGUUCAGUUAUUAGUUGAGACGGUCUUGAAAUAAGAUUAGUUAUAAAUACCAACCGUAGCUGAUAUAAAAAUCAAGAAUUCUUAAUAUGUGAAACUUGUAUCUUAAGACUUGUAUUUAUUAUCAUUCAUCGUAAAAAAAGUUCAAGUAGUAAAUCAAGAAAAACAUUA
Messenger RNA from Monomorium pharaonis (pharaoh ant), 2076 nucleotides. Its product is annotated as cytochrome P450 4C1. The record is from RefSeq and is a predicted model, not a curated record. NCBI's taxonomy places the organism in Eukaryota, Metazoa, Arthropoda, Insecta, Hymenoptera, Formicidae. Gene Ontology annotation, molecular function: heme binding; oxidoreductase activity, acting on paired donors, with incorporation or reduction of molecular oxygen; monooxygenase activity.